Molecule: messenger RNA, 801 nt
Organism: Rosa chinensis
Lineage: Eukaryota; Viridiplantae; Streptophyta; Magnoliopsida; Rosales; Rosaceae
Product: auxin-responsive protein SAUR50
Exons: 1
Coding region: 108-425 (105 amino acids)
Biological process (GO): response to auxin
Source: RefSeq, a predicted model, not a curated record
AUACCCCUCAUCACCCUCCACUUCACUACACCGCCCUCUCUUCCCUAGCCUCUUAUCUUCAAACCUCUCCCUUCUCCACUCCCAAACUACCUACUUUCUCUUCGAAAAUGGCAAUCCGAAAAUACAACAAGCUCCCCCAAACCGCAGUCCUCAAGCAGAUCCUCAAGCGAUGCUCGAGCUUGGGGAAGAAGCAACACGGCUACGAUGAAAAUGGUCUUCCCAUCGACGUCCCCAAGGGCCAUUUCCCGGUUUAUGUGGGAGAGAACAGGACGAGGUACAUUGUUCCCAUCUCCUUCUUGACUCACCCUGAGUUCCAGUGCCUCCUCCGUCAAGCCGAAGAAGAGUUCGGGUUCGAUCACGACAUGGGCCUCACGAUUCCUUGCGAGGAAGUCGUUUUUCGCUCUCUGACUUCCACGCUCAGAUGAGCAUCCUAAAGCUCGAGAGAUCGAUGGAGUUUCUUGAAGAAGAUGGCCAAGAUGAAGCUUUGCCUUAGCUUCUCUUUUUUUCAACAUCCUUCUUCAUUUUUUCCAUCCAUUUCCAGGGCCUUGAUUCGUUUGAAUUCUUUUUUUGGGGGUGUUAUUGGGAGCGGUUUGCUCCGAACCCUUUUGAUGUUUGAUUAGUGACUCUAACCUGGAUUUAACCCAUGGACAUAUAAAUGGGUUCCAUUUUGUAUAAAUUAUGUGAUCGAUUUUACUCACAGAGGUUGGUUGUUAACUUGUUUGUUACAAACCCUGUGAGAGAAGCUAGUGUACUACUAUCAAUGAAAGACUGGAUCAUUUCCGGCCUGUUUGCUUUAACAAA